AUGCCGUCCGCAAUAUCACACCUGGUGGCAGUCAAGAACGCCUUCAACGCGAGGCUGUUGUUGUCCUGCUCGCUCAUUGCCUUUUCCCAGAUGAAUUUUGGCUUCGAUUCGACCGCCUUCCAGGCUACACAGGCCAUGGAUGCAUUUGCGGAGACGUUCGGUGUUUACAAUACCACGACCAAAAAAUGGUACCUCGAAUCGACCUACUUAUCGCUGCUGAACGCCCUGCCCUUUAUUGGUUUCGGUGCUGGCCUCUUCGCUGGAAGUACCGUCAGCGCGCGCUUCGGCCGCCGGAUGGUCAUGUUCACUAUGAGUGUCUACGCUCUGAUAAGCGUGCCCAUCACGGUUCUUUCGACUUCAAAAGAGCAAAUGUUGGCAGCUAGGAUAAUCAACUUUGCAUACUUAGGCAUGGAGUUGUCCGUUGUUCCCAUCUUCCAAGCUGAAAUUGUUCCACCAAAAGUUCGAGGCUUGGUUGUUGCCACAUAUCAGCUGUGUGUCUACAUUGGCGGCGUCAUCAUGAGCAUCGUCUGUCAAUCAACCGCCAAAAUGCAAGGAGACCUUCAGUGGAGGAUUCCGCUUGCGCUGUUUGCAUUCGUUCCACUUGUUGUCACGGUGCUUAUCUGGUUCAUUCCAGAAUCUCCCCGUUGGCUUUUGAUGCAUGGUCGCCACGAGGACUCUCUUAGAUCCCUCAGAAUCCUGCGCAGGGGCAAAUUCACUGAUGAAGAGAUUGAAAUGGAAUUCAAUUCCCUGCAAAUCAUCCUCGCCGAGGAACAUGAGCAGGGGAACUUCAUGGAGAUCUUCCAGGGCCCAAACUUGAAACGGACGUGGAUCACGGUGGGGAUUAAUUUCUUCCUCCAAAUUACAGGACAGGUGUUUACUUCUCGUUACGGGACCAUCUACAUCAAGUCUCUCGGCACUGUCGACCCUUUUAUUAUGACAAUUGUCAAUCAGGCCGUUAAUCUGACUGGCAUCCUCUUCUCCAUGGCGUUCGUCGAUUCCGUUGGAAGACGCCCACUUCUUAUUUUCAGUGGUGGAUUGCAGGCUGCUUCGCUCUUUGCCAUGGGGGGGUUGGGCACUCCGAAAAUCAUCACGAAUGCCAUGAAGACAGGAGUCGUUGCCUUGAUUACCGUCUUCAAUUUCGGUUUCACAAGCGGCUUGGCUCCCUUGUCGCAUACAAUAUCGGCUGAAAUUCCGACGUCGCGUCUUCGAGACAUGACAUAUCGGACAGCAAGUGCUGUCAAUGUUCUCGCUUUGCUAACUCUCAUAACUCAUAGGUUGGUGGUCACUCUUGUCAUCCCUUAUUUGUUGGAUGCACCCUACGCAGCGUUAGGGUCCAAGGUUGGAUUCAUCUUCGGAAGCUUCGCUAUAUGUUCGAUGAUUUUCACAUACUUCUGCAUCCCGGAGUGUAAGGGUAAGACGCUCGAGGAAAUCGACCGCUUGUUCAUUGAGAAGGUACCGAUCCGGAAGUUUAAGCAUACCAAGCUGCCUGUGGAAUUCAUGUCGAAAACAACUGAGGGGGUCAAAUCGGAAGAGGUGGUGCAAGUCGAGUGUGCCUAA
Ilyonectria robusta is the source of this 1557-nucleotide messenger RNA. Its product is annotated as general substrate transporter. Gene Ontology annotation, biological process: transmembrane transport; carbohydrate transport. The transcript has 7 exons. The coding region runs from base 1 to 1557 and encodes 518 amino acids. Gene Ontology annotation, cellular component: membrane. The record is from RefSeq and is a predicted model, not a curated record. Gene Ontology annotation, molecular function: carbohydrate:proton symporter activity. Lineage: Eukaryota; Fungi; Ascomycota; Sordariomycetes; Hypocreales; Nectriaceae.